Auanema sp. JU1783 is the source of this 1716-nucleotide messenger RNA. Lineage: Eukaryota; Metazoa; Nematoda; Chromadorea; Rhabditida; Rhabditidae. The record is from the annotation of a GenBank genome assembly.
AUGAGUGAACCUAUGUGGUCUACUUUGGAAGGUUGGAAUAACUUUCCUUAUCCACAUAAUGUGGCGACGUCUGUACCGUCAGCUACUGCUCCACCACCAUCAACGGAUAUUGUGAAGUUGGAGAAGGUUGAUUACGGAGAUGGUUAUGGACCUCCACCAGGAGCCGAAGGAUAUCCGGAUCCUUCAGCACCACAAGGAAUGGGUCAAUUCUAUAACAUGUACAAUGUUGGAAGUACCAUGGGAGCAACACAUCAGUUGAUGCCAACUAUUCAACAUGAACAGGUUAAGCGUGACAAGGAAGCUAUAUAUAAUCACCCAUUAUAUCCACUGUUAUCGUGUUUAUUUGAAAAAUGUGAACUCGCUACAAGCACUCCACGUGAUCAAAAUCGUGAUGGUUCACCUACUGACGUCUGCUCAUCUAGUUCUUUCAAAGACGAUUUAAACGUAUUUGUUGCUGAUAUGCAGAUUUCUGAAGCUUAUGUACCGAACCAAGAACUCGAUAAUUUAAUGCUUCAAUCUAUUCAAAUGUUACGUUUUCAUUUACUGGAGCUUGAGAAGGUUCAUGAGCUGUGUGAUAAUUUCUGUAAUCGAUAUGUCACUUGCCUGAAAGGUAAAAUGCCAAUGGAUAUUGUGGGAGAUGAACGAGCUUCCUCAUCACAGCCACCGCUGUCACCGGGAUCAACUGCUCAAUCUGCCAGUCCAAACAUGGGAACUCCAAUGAGUCAUACAUUCCCUCCACAGUUCGAGCCACAGACUGUACCAUUACCCGAAAACACUUCAGCCGGAAUGGGACAUUCAAUGGAGGGCUCUUCAAUGGGAUAUCAAACUCCACAUUCCUCACAACAACAAUCACAGCAACAGGCUAAUCAAGGACAAAAUCAGCAGCAACAUCAACAAGAUCACCCUUUAGCCAUGGGCGGGCAUCCCACGACGGCUGGGGCGCCCCAUAGCCUCCCUUUAGCAGCCGUCUCGAGUCCAUCUGCUAGUUCAUCAGCUGGUGGAAUCAGGCACGAUUCAACACCUUUGAGUGGGGACACCCCAUGCCCACAAGGAAAUGGUAAUCCACCCAGCAUGGAUUCUGUAUCAGAAGCCGGCGAUGAAUUACUUUCUCUAUGCGGUUCCAAUGAGGACGGAAGAGAAUCCGUACUAAGUGACGGUCAAAACGGAUCUGUAAAUGGCCAGAAGCGAAAAGUUCCGAAAGUUUUUUCAAAAGAAGCAAUUACGAAAUUUCGGGCCUGGUUGUUCCAAAAUUUAACACAUCCUUAUCCUUCUGAAGAGCAAAAAAAACAGUUAGCAAGUGAAACGGGUCUCACAAUUCUUCAAGUUAAUAACUGGUUCAUUAAUGCUCGGCGGAGAAUAGUACAGCCUAUGAUAGACCAAAGUAAUAGAGCUGGACGAGGACAGCAAGUUAAUGUUUUCAAAAAUAGGAGGCGGAAUCGUUCCGAUAACAGUCCAGGACCAAGUCCAGAUGUCACCGACAUGUCUCAGUCAUAUUCACCGGAUGCUGCUGUUCAGCCAACAAUGCCUAUGUCUACUUAUCCUCCUGAUAUAGCUUAUAUGCAACGCAAUAUGUUCCAAACCUCAUAUUCGCCCUUCCCUGCUCCGGUUAUGACUCCAUUUAUGACUCCAAUGAUGAGCUUUAAUCCUACUAGUCAGAUAAUGACUCCGGCAAAUUGGAUGGACAAUACAGUAUUAGGAACUCAUGGCAUGGAAUAA